Dendroctonus ponderosae (mountain pine beetle) is the source of this 2063-nucleotide messenger RNA. RefSeq lists its product as uncharacterized. The record is from RefSeq and is a predicted model, not a curated record. Bases 433 to 1344 code for a protein of 303 amino acids. The transcript is spliced from 6 exons. Lineage: Eukaryota; Metazoa; Arthropoda; Insecta; Coleoptera; Curculionidae.
GAUUAAUCUUUUAUUAUAGAUCCCCCGAGGAUCUCCUCCAUGUUAUGUGUAUUGUGGCCUUUGUAAUAUAACCGUGUAAAAAUCCUAAUGAGUACCAGCGGCUAAUCCCAAAGGGUUUCAUGGGACUAUGUUGACGAACCAUCUCAAAAGUGUUUAGUGCACGAUCAGACUGUUCCUUUGUUCCAAUCGGUACUGGUUGGAACCUUGAAGCCUUGAAAAUGGCGAUUUAGAACGCCCUUUUAUUCAGGCUCAUACAUCCAAAGCCCCAGGAUUACUGCUGUUUUCCUGCCUGCAACAUGAUUGUCCAUUUUGUCUGAAUGUUUAGUUCAAUGACCCUAUUCGGAUAUGUGUUUUGAGGCUGACAGAGAAAUGGAUCAUUGUGUUAUGGAUGCUGCUGUAAUUCGUCUCCCUUGGUUGGGUUAAUGCCCCUUAAUGCCUAACGAGAUCUCAGACCGACUGAAGGGCGAAGGAGCGUGCAGAGGCAACAGUCUUUUGUGCCCGGCUCCUUUGUCGCGAUUGCGCGUUGAGAAAAUUGAGGGCGGGCUGAUGGUGGCUGGAGUUGUGGUGGCGGCCAACUGUCAAAUUAUCCUCCCGAUUUUUGGUUUUUUGUUUUUGCUUGUGGGCUGCGUGCUAACUGCUGCAUCUUACAGAGGCCCCGGCGUAGACGAAGAACCGGACCACUAUGCAGAACGAAUCGCCUUUACGGGGAAUUCGCGCAUUCUGGGACCAGCCUGUAUGGUAAUCGGGCUUCUUAUGCUCAUCGCAAGUUGCGUCUUGUGCGUUCUGUCCUGUCGGGCACGUCGGAGGGAACAAACUGUCGGAUUCCACUGUCCCUUGCACGGGGACUUUUAUCCCCUCAGUCCUGUAACCAGCUCAAAAACCUUAGAAAUAAUCGAAAGAAACGGAAAAUGUAACUUCUGCUGGCCGCGAAAGCGGGGACCAGGGGCGAUCGCCGUCGGUCCCCCUCAGUGUCCUCACAGUCAAGUGUCCAGCACCAGAAGCUCAAUAGCAAGUUCGCCUCAUAGCCAAUGCCCCACGCCGCUGCCCUUCUUGGUCAACACCGGCCCCUCAAUUGGAGGAAUCACGGCCACCUCAACAGCUCAACAAUCGCCCGCCGAACAGACAUUCGGGUCCAUUCGCUCACUAAACGUAGGACGGGAGGUGGCCAGUUUUCCUCUGUCCAGGACGCCCACUCCUCCGUUGACAUUCGAAAGAUCUCAAAACAUGGUAAACGUUCCCGAUCAAGAAAGACUUGUAGAUUCCCAGUUCGAAACAGUUCCAGUUCACAGGGAAGGUCCGCGAAAAUCGGUCUCAAUCGUGUUGCCGACCGAUGAAGCAGUAUGACCUGUGGAUUUAUAAUUUUAACUUUAGAAACUGUAGAAAUUCAUCAUUAAUCAUCCUUCAUACCAAACAUACUUGAAGAGUAUUUUGAGUCGCGAGAAGAUUCACUAUAUUCCGUUAAGUACAAAAUUAGUAAAUUUGUCAUUGGUUCCUCGAUGUUCUCUGUUUCUGGAAGCUGUAUUAGGACGUGCGACAAAAGACAAACGUUUUUACUUUAAUCAAUUUGAACUAAGGUAAGUCUACUCUAUUAGUUUAAGUAAGCUGUAAUGAUAUUAUCGAUAAGUGCUGUUAGACUGAAAUUUUGCCCCUAGCAAAUGUAGAUGUUAGCCAGUUAAUUCUAAGCAAAUCCUUUCUCUCCCCCACAAGAAAAACACACAGAAAGGCACUUUUACAUUUACUGUGGUAAAUCUUAUAAGCCAGUUCUCAUCUGGGGCAAGCACCAGAGAACUAGUCUUUCGAUUUAUUAGGACGUUAUUUAAGUACAAUGAAAGACUUAAGUAUAUGUGAUUUUAUAUUUAAAUAAUAUUGUUAAUUCAGUGGUAUCUAUAGGCGUUUUGCUAGAUUAUUACCGAUAUAUUCCCCUCUCAAUGGAUCUAGAUAUAGAGGUAUAUACAGUGUGUGGAACAUAAAUUUAUUAUACAUGUAGAGCGGAAACGGUUGUUUAGCGUUAGAUUAGCUGUUACUCGAAUACGCAGCUAAUAUAAAUAGAACCCUAUACUUUU